AUGAAGGUAAUGAAUGCCAACCUGCUGAAACAAGAGGAGAGGAAAGUGAAAAGAUGGCUGAAGAAGCAAGCACAGAUCUCACCCUCAAUGUCCUAUAAAACACUAUACUAUAAGACAUACAGCUAUCCUGAGUCCAGUCAAGAUCAAUACACGGACACAAGGCCAGUCUCGGUGAAAGAAUCCAUUGACAUUCCUUGGAGCCAGUUUGGGGACCAUCUGCCUAACUUCGUGAGCUUUCUGCGACUGCCAACCAAAAGACCCAGCUAUGAUUUAAAGCAUUCCAAGGACCUCACACCCUUCAGUGGAAUGAAUCUGCCCAUGCAAACCCUCUUGGCCAGAAAUGCAAAUGCUCCCAGGAACAGCACCUACAAUAUGCCCCCACCUGGAAGAGAUACCAAGAAGGGAAGCAGCUCCAAACCUUCCAGCCUGGAUAACAGCAUCUCCCUCCACGAAGCAGUGGCGUUGUUUCCUUCCUUGCAACGGCUGUUGAAAAAAGGCGACCAAUUCACCCUUUCAAACCUACAUCUUCAUAAUCCAGUCUCUGGGCAAACUGCCUUGCAGAAAAAACUCAAGAACAUGCUCGAAAAGGAAAGGGAAGAAGAUAAAUUCAGGUCACUAGAGUCAUUGCCUCAGAUGAAACCCGAAGAAAUUCUGAGCUGCAGGUACCUUCGUUUGUCCCAGAGUAAUAUCGACACACUGUUGGAGCUCUGCAAGGAAUCUGGGAUUUUCAUAGACUUGCAUCCUCACAUGAAAGAGUCAGACAUUGAUGUUAUGACUGUUCUUUCAUCCAACCCUGGCAGGGCUUUAGCCCCUUGGUUUGCCCCAGAGAAGAGAAGAAGAGGCAAUGCCACAGUCUUCUUGCCCCCUCUGUUUGUCAAGCAAGGCAGUGGGAACAAUGGUGAGGAGGAGGAAGAGGAGGAGGAGGAAAAGCAGCUGUUGGUGGUGAGAAAUCAAGCUGACUGA
Molecule: messenger RNA, 963 nt
Organism: Varanus komodoensis (Komodo dragon)
Lineage: Eukaryota; Metazoa; Chordata; Lepidosauria; Squamata; Varanidae
Gene: CUNH16orf78
Product: chromosome unknown C16orf78 homolog
Exons: 6
Coding region: 1-963 (320 amino acids)
Source: RefSeq, a predicted model, not a curated record